UAGCAUUUCCGCUUAUACAUCAAAUCAGUGAUUCGGCGCGCCUCUACCUAUCUUCUCCGGACAGAAGCCGAGAACGACGAAGCUACGGGAACUCAAUGGAGGUGGUACCGGCGGAGAGCAACGAGUCCAAGGACCUCAAAACCCUAUUCUCAUUCUACUCCAGCUAUCUCUGGAACCGAGUGGUCGGUUUCUUUCCCUCUUCGGGCUCAAACUUUCUCGGAAAAAUCUCAAAUCUCUAUCGCCAAGCGGCUCGCGCUGGUUACCGGAGUCGCAGGAAAUGUCUCCCCCUACCAUUGCCUUCCAACUCGCUCGACUCUUCUCUGGUUAUGACAGAGGCGUCUAGAGUUUAUGAGGUGUUGGAGGAUAUUUUGGAGCACAUAUUUUUGAAUUUGCAUAACAUCCAGAAGAAUUUGCAGUUUUGGCAAUCUAGGGCGGAGGGAUCAAAUGCUCGUAAAAUGUACUUCAUGAUUUUUGAGAGAGGGCCAUGGGCUUUUAUUGAUGGAACUGUUCAGCUGAUACGUAAAUGUGUUGCUGAGGGCUCUUCCAUGCAGCAGCUAUGCCAUUUUGCAUCAUAUCACAUAUCUGAGAGAAUAGAUGUCUUAAGUUGCUUAAAACAUGCGCUUGCUAUUUUCUUGGCUCAGAUUUACAUGGAAGUCGAUAGAUUUGGGGAGGAGUUAUUCAAGGAUCCUGAUAAUUCACUGCCCUCGUUAUUGGUUACAAUUAAUGGUUUAUUUUCAAAUUUGGAGGCAUCAAUUGGACAUCUACAUGCAAUGUCUCAGAGUGAUUCUUCUCUUGAAGAGAGCUAUUCAAUCCCACUACUAUUUGAGAUGCUGCCCAAAGUAAAUCAAGAAGGGUCCCAGUGGACUGAUUCUGAAGUUAGAGUUGCUAUCAACUUGAUUUAUCAAAAUCUACGGAAGUUGGACUCUUAUAUAUCUGAUCUUGUUGCCAAACAUCGGAAACCCAGGAAGAUAACUUUAAAUUGGAUCCACUAUACAUGUGGUGCAGUUGGCCUCUCUGUCUGUUCUAUGUGGGUCCUACGCCACAGUAGUUUGAUGGGAAGUUCUGACAUUGACAGAUGGAUUCGUGAAGCGCGAGACUCAACAGUUAGCUUUUUCAAUGAUCAUGUAGAGCAACCGCUUCUAUCUAUUAGAGAUGAACUUUUUGAGACAUUCAGGAAGAGGCACAAAGGUGUUAUGGAGCCUGAAGAAAUUCUGUUAACUUCCAAUUCCCUGCACAGAAUGUUGUUGGCGUUCAGUGAGCAGACCAAAGGUCAAAAGAUCCCAGAGAAUGCAUCAGAUCAGGAAAUGCUUGAAAUAGUUAUGGCCAGGUAUGAAAAGGAACUUAUGCAUCCCAUUCAGAACCUUCUUAAUGGAGAACUUGCUCGUGCUUUGCUCAUCCAGGUUCAGAAGCUGAAACUGGAUAUUGAGACGGCAAUGCUUGAGCUGGAUCAGAUUCUUAAGGCGAAUGAAAUCAACUUUGCUAUUCUGGCUGCCUUACCAGCAUUCUUUCUCUCUCUUAUUCUGCUCAUGUUAGUGCGUGCAUGGUUGAAACAGGAUACCAGAGCAGAAGGAAGAGGAAGAAUCGCUCGGCUCCAACGUAGACUGCUCCUUGUGGAGGUUGAGAAAAGGAUUGUGCAGUACCAAAUCUAUGUUGACCAAGGGCAGGAAAAAGAAGCGCAGUGCAUGUUUGGAUUAGUGUUAUAUAGCCUGGAUCGCCUGUACCAUGCGGUCGAGAGGCAUGCAAAAGCAACCGGGGAAUGGCAGUGUUUGAGACAGGAUAUUAUUGAUCUAGGAAAGCCUGGCCUUCAAACUUCAUAUAAGCUCAUAGUGACAUCGCGCAUGGACCGAAUAUAUGACUGCUUGCUGCCUUCAGUGAAACGCCAAUAGCACUUCACUUUUUCCCCUAUCCUUUCGCUUUACAAAUUGCUGUGUGAUCACAAUUUUGAGAGGUAAUCUAGCAUUUUAAAUAUCGACAAUGGUUAAAAUAAUAAAUUCACUUUGUAUUACAUGCUCUGGAUAAAGAGCUUUGAGGAGUUUUUUUUUUUUUUUUUUUCCCAAAAAUGAAAAUAACUUUUACUUUA
Messenger RNA from Alnus glutinosa, 2080 nucleotides. Its product is annotated as protein DGS1, mitochondrial. The record is from RefSeq and is a predicted model, not a curated record. Gene Ontology annotation, cellular component: mitochondrial outer membrane. The transcript is spliced from 14 exons. NCBI's taxonomy places the organism in Eukaryota, Viridiplantae, Streptophyta, Magnoliopsida, Fagales, Betulaceae. Bases 96 to 1886 code for a protein of 596 amino acids.